Messenger RNA from Fundulus heteroclitus (mummichog), 6973 nucleotides. It is a transcript of the gene daam2, whose product is annotated as dishevelled associated activator of morphogenesis 2. NCBI's taxonomy places the organism in Eukaryota, Metazoa, Chordata, Actinopteri, Cyprinodontiformes, Fundulidae. The transcript is spliced from 26 exons. Bases 46 to 3537 code for a protein of 1163 amino acids. Gene Ontology annotation, biological process: actin cytoskeleton organization; negative regulation of oligodendrocyte differentiation; positive regulation of canonical Wnt signaling pathway. The record is from RefSeq and is a predicted model, not a curated record. Gene Ontology annotation, molecular function: actin binding; small GTPase binding.
GACCGACUUGUCAGAGCCCUCUCUCCUCACUACACCCUCAGCUGAAUGAACAGCCUCCUACAUUCAGCGCAGGGGGAUCUGCUCUCCGCUCCCAACCCGCAUCCUCUGCGCCUGUCUGCCCUCUUGACAGCCUCCCGGGAUUAUUAUUACCGAGCGGUAAACAGUUUCCUCCCACAGAACCCCGAAGACCAUGCCCCCCAGAUAGCAGUCUCGUCAUCUUUUCCACUCCCCCUUUCCCUUGCCCCUUGGCCCCUUCCUCUACAUUCCUGGUCCAGCAUCACCACUGCCAGCUUCACCCGCGUCGCCACCAUGCCUCCCAGGAAGAGGACGCGGGCGGGCCUGGGCUUCCUGUGCUGCUUCGGCAGCAGCGAGCCCCUGGAGAUCAACCUAAAGGACACUGUGCCGCUGCAGCUGCUGGAGUUCAGCUCCCCUAUGCCACCUGCAGAGGAGCUGCAUGCACGCUUCUCUGAACUGGUGGAUGAACUGGACUUGACUGACAAGAACAGAGAGGCCAUGUUUGCGCUGCCCGAUGAGAAGAAAUGGCAGAUCUAUUGCAGCAAGAAGAAGGAGCAAGAGGACCCCAACAAGCUGGCCACCAGCUGGCCCGACUACUACAUAGACCGCAUUAACUCCAUGGCGGCUAUGCAGACAUUGUUCGCCUUCGAUGAGGAGGAAAUGGAAAUGCGGAACAAGGUGGUGGAAGAUCUGAAGACUGCCCUCCGAACUCAGCCAAUGAGGUUCGUCACACGGUUCAUCGAACUCGACGGACUCACCUGCCUGCUGAAUUUCAUGCGCAGCAUGGACUACGACACGUCAGAGAGCCGCAUCCACACUUCGGUCAUCGGCUGCAUCAAGGCCCUGAUGAACAACUCUCAGGGACGCGCGCACGUCUUGGCCCACCCUCAGAGCAUCAACACCAUCUCUCAGAGCCUGCGGACGGAGAACAUUAAAACCAAAGUGGCGGUGCUGGAGAUUCUCGGGGCCGUUUGCUUGGUGCCCGACGGACACAAGAAGGUGCUGCAGGCCAUGGCGCAUUACCAGAAAUACGCUGCAGAGAGAACUCGAUUCCAGACACUCCUGAAUGAGCUGGACAGAAGCACCGGCCGCUACAGGGACGAGGUCAACCUGAAGACGGCAAUCAUGUCCUUCAUCAACGCGGUGCUCAACGCUGGAGCUGGAGAGGACAACCUGGAGUUUCGUCUCCACCUGAGGUACGAGUUCCUGAUGUUGGGCAUUCAGCCGGUCAUCGAUAAGCUGAGAGAGCACGAUAACGCCACUCUGGACAGACAUUUAGACUUCUUUGAGAUGGUGAGAAAUGAAGACGACUCUGAGCUGGCCAAAAGAUUCGAUAUGACCCACGUAGACACAAAGAGUGCUGGUGCCAUGUUUGAGCUGAUCAAGAAGAAACUGAGCCACACGGAUUCCUACCCACAUCUCCUCUCAAUCCUUCAGCAUUGCCUGCAGAUGCCCUAUAAACGUGGAGGUUGCAGCCUGCAGCACUGGCAGCUUUUAGACAGGAUCCUUCAGCAGAUCGUCCUGCAAGACGAAAAGGGAGAGGAUCCCGACGUCUCCCCGCUCGACAACUUCAGUGUUAAGAACAUCAUUCGCAUGCUGGUCAAUGAAAACGAGGUAAAACUGUGGCGAGAACAGGCCGAGAAGUUCAGGAAAGACCAUGCAGAGCUACUGGCUAAACUGGAGAGGAAAGAGAGGGAGUGUGAGACAAAGACCCAGGAGAAGGAGGACAUGAUGAAGACUCUGAACAAGAUGAAGGACAAGCUGCAACGCGAGGGUGUGGAACUGCGUUCGGCCAGAGAGCAAGUGCUUGACCUGUCGUCACGCAUCAAUGACUUCUCACAGGGCAGCAGUGUCUCCAUGUUGCCUCCCCCUCCGCCUCCUGGAGCGCCAGUGCCUCCACCUCCACCUAUGUCAGGCGGCUUUCCUCCACCACCGCCUCCACUGCCGUUCAGCUGCCCGCCUCCACCGCCACCACCUCCUCCGCCGGGGGGACCUCCUCCUCCACCUGGGGCCCCUCCUCUUUUUGGAGCACCGCCCCCUCCCAUCCCCUCGUCGUUCAACUCUAUGAACACGAUGCGGUCAAAGUCCAUCCCUCAGCCUUCUCAUCCACUAAAGUCCUUCAACUGGAGCAAAUUAGGAGAGAAUAUGAUCAACGGCACCAUCUGGAAUGAUAUUGACGACCUGAGGGCAUUCAAGAUUCUGGACCUGAAGGACAUAGAGAAGAUGUUCUCAGCGUAUCAGAGACAGCAGGACCUGCUAACUAACCAAUCCUUCAAACAGAAAGAGACGGGCUCUAUGGAUGACAUCUACGUCAGCACGCGGAAGGUCAAAGAGCUGUCGGUCAUCGACGGCAGACGGGCUCAGAACUGCGUCAUCUUGCUUUCAAAGUUGAAAAUGACCAAUGAAGAAAUCAAAAGGGCCAUCCUAGAGAUGGAUGAGAGAGAGGAGCUAGCCAAAGACAUGUUGGAGCAGCUGCUUAAAUUUGUCCCAGAGAAAAGCGACAUAGAUCUUUUAGAAGAGCACAAACAUGAGUUGGAGAGGAUGGCCCGAGCUGACCGCUUCCUCUACGAGAUGAGCAGGAUCGACCACUACCAGCACAGACUACAGGCUCUGUUCUUCAAGAAGAAGUUCGCAGAGCGUUUAGCUGAAACCAAGCCUAAGGUUGAAGCCAUCCUGAACGCCUCUGUGGAGGUGGUCCGGAGCAAGCGUCUGACUCAGGUCCUGGAGGUGGUGCUGGCCUUCGGAAACUUCAUGAACAAAGGCCAGCGGGGGAACGCCUUCGGGUUCAAGGUCUCCAGCCUGAACAAGAUCGUCGACACCAAGUCGAGCAUAGACAGGAAUAUCACCAUGUUGCACUACUUGAUCAUGAUCUUCGAGAAGAACUACCCCGACACGCUGUACAUCCAGGAAGACCUCAGGAGCGUGCAGGAAGCCGCCAAAGUCAAUUUGUCAGAGUUGGAGAAAGAAGUGCACAACAUCAAAAGCGGGCUGAAGGCUCUCGAGGCGGAGCUGCACUACCAGCAGAGCAGGACGAGGGAACGCGGGGACAAGUUUGUGGCUGUGAUCGGUGACUUCAUCACUGUGGCUGGGUUUAGCUUCUCUGAACUGGAGGACCAGCUGAGCGAAGCCAAGGAAAAGUUCACCAAAUCUCUGAAGCACUUUGGGGAGGACGAAGGGAGGAUGCAGCCCGACGAGUUCUUCGGGAUCUUCGACACCUUCUUGCAGUCGUUUAGCGAAGCUCGGCAGGACCUGGAGAACAUGCAGAGGCGCAAGGAGGAGGAAGAGCGGAGGGCACGGAUGGAGGCCAUGCUGAAGGAGCAGAGGGAGCGUGAGCGGCGGGCGAAGAAGGGCGGGGCCACGGAGGAGGUCGGCGGAGAGUUUGACGACCUCGUCUCUGCGUUACGCUCCGGCGAGGUCUUCGACAAGGACCUGAACAAAUUCAAGCGAAACCGGAAGCGCUCCGUCAACCAGCUAGUAGAAGGAGGCGGCCGGGAGAGGUCGGUCACUAAGGUGAACUACUAAGGUUGGGAAAAGGAAGUAGGUUUAAAAGCAAAAAACUUUCGAGAUCCGAAAUCUGCCAUGGCAUAGAUCGACUUUAGCCCAGAUCUUUGAACAGUCAUGGAGCAGACGUUGGACCGGACGUCUAGAGACAUGCAUGGACAGCUAUGCUGCCUCCAAGAGCGCAACACUCCCCUCUGAUUGUCGUUUUAAAGCUGCCUCCGCAGUUGGGACGGAAGGAUGGACAGACCACUGUGACACGUUGUCCCACGUCAUCUGACUAUCCAUUUAACACUGUGCUUCAGGUUCUCCUCGUUGAUCACUCCUGCUCUUCCUCAGAAACCUUCUCUGUUCCUCUGAGAGCUCUUUGGUGCUGAAGUUUGGUUGUCGGGAUCAGAACUCUGGGAUUAGACGGUCAUGUUGUACAUAGAUGCCAAAAGGAAACUUGUGAAGCUUGACAGGUUAGAUAAAAACAGAGAGAGAUGAUGGGGGGAGGGGGGGGGCUGUGAAAGCCAUUACUUUGACAGUCAUGGUGCUUUUUCCCUAAAAAAAAAACAAAAGAUUUCACAACAACAACAUGGAUCUGUGCUCCGAUGCUACAACAAUGAGUAUGGAGUCAAGAAAUCUGUUGCUAUAUGACAAAAGAUCCUUACAUGUGGCCUCUGACAGCACACUGCAUCCCCAAGAAGAUCCCGACCACACAUUUUCCAGGAAAAAAAAACUAAAACAAUGAUUGUGCCACAAGAAAUAAGCCUCGGCUACAUCUGUAAAUGGUUUCCAAAUCUUUCUGGCAUCAAGCAGUGCCAAAGCAGAGAGGAAACACCAAUGUAAAUGUAUUAACUCUAAAUAUUCUGCAAUUAGGCGUCAAUAUAUAUUUAUAUUUAGAUGCAGACAAGCUAAUUGCAAAGAUGUAGAAGAUUUUUUUUUUUUUUUUUAUGUUUCAGCCUUUUGGGAUUUUGUACACACAAUGCAUUCUUUGUUGGUGUUGCAGGUUCACGUUGUUGUUGAAGUGAAUUUCUUAAACAUGUUACGCUUGACGAAUAAGAGGUAACUGCUUGUCCUUUUUCACUCCUUCCUGUCUUGUUUGCACUGUGGCUUUUUAUGACGAGCGCUCCAAUGCAAACACUAGCCAACGAAAGCUGAUGAAGGAAUGCCAUAAACAAAUUUGACCCAAAAGAGUCACUCUUUAAUAAGUUUACAAUAGUGUCACUGCUUGUAGCCACAAAGGCUCAGAUCUGACUGUGCUGUUGUAUACUUCAUCAGUUUCAUCACUGAAUCACCAAUCUGUUUAUGUUUUAAUUUCAUACGCCAAUGUCAAACCUCACCUUUUUAAGGAGACUGUUUGUUCUUGUUCUUGUAAUAUUAGGGUACAUCAGGGCAGUGAGAAACAGUGUAAAUUGACUGGACACAAAGUGGACCCAGAGCUUCCCUACUUGCUUAUUGUGGGCAGCUGGUUGCCAAAACAAACCGUAGAAGCUAGUAUUAUUUGUUUUCCUAAGAUUGUCCAAUUUUCGUUUAUUUUUAUUAUUUUAUUUUAUUUGCAUAUGCAUUUCCAAAACUUCAGAAGCAGAAAUGAUGUUCGGGGCUGAAUUGAUUGCGAUAUGCUGAUCUAUCUCUUAAAGACCUGUAGGAGUUGGAUGCAAGGAAGGUUGUCACUCUUGAGGCUUAUAAGGUUAAUAAAUAAAAUCUUCAGAACUAAACACCUUGACAGAGAUAAACCACUUGAGAAAUCAUAAAAGUUCCUUGUUUUGUUGGAUCUAAAGUUUUAGAGGUGUCAAAGACUGCUCCUUGCUUGAAAAGCUAAAGACAUUGCAAAAGAAAUGCCGAUUCAGUUUGCAGGAGAACUGAAGAAGCUGUUUCCAUAGUAACCGUUAAAAUAAGCCCAAUCCACCUGUUUGCAUUGUGUUCAUGUUAUUGAGUCCAAGAGCAGUCGCAUAUCCCUCGUGAUGAACUACAAAACUAGACUAAACUGAGACAUGUCCGUCUGAACAAUAUUCUCACAUCUUAUCUGCUAAUUGUUUGUAAAUGUCGACCUUUAAGUGCCUCAAAUCCUGUUUUUUUGUUUUUUCCCCAACACCAAUCAUUCCUCUGUCUUUUAGUGCUUGUGACUUUGCAGAAACGUUUCCCAAGCCCAUGAACUGAAAGUGGGUUCAUGGUGACUGGCGCCAUCUUGUGGUGAAACAUGGUGCAAUGUCUUUGCAUUUCUGCCCAAGCUCCAGGUACUUAACAAUCGCCACAAAACAAAUUUGUUUUAUCUGUGACUGAUUGUAUAAUAUGUAGAUAACACCCCAUAGCUUUAAUUUAUCCAUAUUAAUUUUUUUUUUGUUUUUUUUUUUCACUGUGACACCUCACCAUAUAUUUAUAUUCAGACUAAAGAGAACCUGGUGUGAAGUUGAGACCCCGUAAGGAGGUGCGAUCUGUAGAGAUUAACCCUUAAACCAAAUUAUUUAGACACUUUAAAAUCAAAAAGAGGACUCAACUCUUCUUAAACCAGCAUCUUGAUGUAUUUUUGAGCUCUUCUCCUUUUUUUUUUUUUUAUCUUUGCCCGCUGUCCUCUCCCAGUUUGUCAGUACGAGAGACUUCAGCAGACCACUCUGAACUCUUCAUUCAGAGCUUUAUCCCAUACUGUAGUGCAUAAAAUUCACCGAGGGAUAUUUGAGAAGUUGUCAGUAUUAAUACAUGUUUGUGUUGUUACAUGUUUGGAUGUUUAUUUUGGCCAUUGACUGGCUGUUUUUGAAGUGUAAAGAUGGAAAUCCGAGGAAAGAAAUUAGUAGCUUGUUCAAUGCACUUUUUAUAAUGAUGAUGAUGAGGAUGAUGGGACAUUUCCAUUUGCAGAACCAGUUUGGAGGGCUCGGCUCCCUCUGAGGACAAUAGUGGUGCGGCAAAUAAGGGUUGCUAAAAGAAAGGUGUGUAGAGGAAAGACUGGAAAGUGAGACAGUCAGAGUGGCAGGAAUGGGAUGUGGAAAAAUCAAUUAAAAAAAGAGAACUUUUUAGGGGUUUUGGGUGGGUUCUGUCACCGUCGUAUCUGUCAUUACAUGCACAUGGCGCCGAUCUGCAUGCCUACGGAUGGUUGCACAAAGUUUGAUUUCUUGAUCUUUUAAAAAGAACGUUGCUUGCAAAAUGCAACCCACCUGUUACACCACAGUCUGUACUGCCUGAGAAAAGUUGCACCCAUUCUUUAAGUUUGUAUAAUUGUGAGAAGUCCGUACUUUUAUACAGUUGGAAAUAAACACACACAAAAAAAUCCUCCACUGAAAGAUGUACAGUUGGAAAAAAAAGAAAAGCAUUUUGUACACCUUUGUUGAUGUUUGAGAUAAGAUUAACAAAAGAUGAAAACAUUGAGGAAUGUUCCAUUGUUCCUGUACAUUGUACCUCUAUUUAUUUGCCUUAUUUAGUUUGGUAUAUUUUGUAUGUACACACAGCAUUACAGCAAAAUGUUAUAUUAAAAAUAUGAAUAAUU